UUUAGAUCCAUAAAACCGCGCACACGCAGAAAACGGCCCACUUUCCGUUUCCCCAAUUCCCUCUUUGGAUACAUACAAUAAUUGCCAAUUCCUUUAAAUAUCAUUCAACGAUGAGGUCAAUUCAUUUCUAUCUGUACUCAAAAAGUUAAGGUAGAAGAAGAUUUGAGAGAAGAAAAACAAAAAGAAAGGGAAAAUGGGGAGGAUCGAUUAUUUGGCCAUGAAAACAGACCAGGAAGCUGCGGCGCUGCUGGAUGCGGAUUUCAACGAAUUGAAGCUCGCCGCUAAAAAGCUCAUCGGCCACGCCUCCGAGCUCGGCGGCCGCGCCGUCGGCACUUCCUUUCUCAGAUGGGUGGCCUCCUUUGCCGCCAUGGGAGAAGUCGGUAAAUGGAUUGCGUUUGUUGCGGUUGUGCUUAGGCUUUUCUUCCCAACACAUUUCCCAGACUGGCUGGAGAUGCCGGGGUCUUUGAUCCUUCUGCUUGUGGUUUCGCCCGAUUUUUUUGCCCACACGGUGAGAGAUCACUGGAUUGGGGUGGCAAUUUGUCUUGCAAUCGGUUGUUAUCUGCUGCAAGAGCAUAUCCGAGCUUCCGGAGGCUUCCGGAACUCUUUAACACAGAGCCAUGGCAUAUCCAACACGCUCGGCAUUAUUUUCUUGCUAGCUUUCCCCAUCUGGGCCUUGCUGACCCAUGUUAUCUGAUUCGUUAAGCUCGUUUUAUGUGGCUUUUUUUCGCCUGUUCAAAUUUCACUUUGUGAUGGUGGUUUUUGGGCAUUUAAUUUUUGUUCUCCUUUGUACACUUUCCAUUCAAAGGAGCUUGAGUUUGUAGUUCUGUGUGACUGUGUGUCAUUUGAAUUGUGUACAAUUUUUCAGUAAUGGUUUUGAUUUUUAAACUUGAACUUGAAGGAAUAAGGUGCAAUAUAUUUUACAAUCAUUAUCUCAUCC
Molecule: messenger RNA, 937 nt
Organism: Striga asiatica
Lineage: Eukaryota; Viridiplantae; Streptophyta; Magnoliopsida; Lamiales; Orobanchaceae
Source: the annotation of a GenBank genome assembly